This is a messenger RNA of Austrofundulus limnaeus, 2099 nucleotides long. RefSeq names its product wingless-type MMTV integration site family, member 10b (gene wnt10b). Gene Ontology annotation, molecular function: cytokine activity; frizzled binding. Gene Ontology annotation, cellular component: extracellular region. The record is from RefSeq and is a predicted model, not a curated record. The transcript has 4 exons. Gene Ontology annotation, biological process: multicellular organism development; canonical Wnt signaling pathway; cell fate commitment. Bases 237 to 1526 code for a protein of 429 amino acids. Lineage: Eukaryota; Metazoa; Chordata; Actinopteri; Cyprinodontiformes; Rivulidae.
UACCUCCCACCACCUCCAGUCCCCCGUCGCCCCCGAGCUGUUCUGUUCUCCGUCUUUAUUCCUCACUCGUUUGGCGAUGCGUCGAUAAUACUCCGCUCUGUUGCUCUUUCUCUCUCUCUCUCUCUCUCUCUCCUUUUUUUUACCAUUCUCUCUGUCUCUUAUUUUAAUAUUUUUUUUCAGUCACGGGACCUCAUCACCAGUGUUUUAAUGUCACGUCGCGAAAGACUCUUAACAAAAUGGUGCCAUCAAACAAACUCCGCUGGGAUCAAUUCCUGACUUUGGCCGCAGCUCUUAUGUCACCUGUGAUAACGGUGCUGUGUAAUGAUAUCCUCAGCCUGAAGGUGGCAGGAGACCCAGUUCUAACCCCCCACUCUGUGUGCCUGAGGCUGGUGGGCCUCAGCAAACGCCAGAUGCGAAUGUGUGUGCGGAACCCCGACGUGACGGCGUCCGCCCUGCAGGGCAUCCAGGUGGCCAUCCACGAAUGCCAGCACCAGCUCCGGGACCAUCGCUGGAACUGUUCCACACUGGAGGGCUUCGGCAAGCCGCCCCACCACAGCACCAUCCUCAACAGGGGUUUCAGAGAGAGCGCCUUCUCCCUGGCCCUGCUGGCAGCGGGUGUGGCUCACUCUGUGGCCUCGGCUUGCAGCAUGGGCAAGCUGCGGGGGUGCAGCUGCGAGGCCAAGCGUCGCCAGGACGAUGACAAGAUCCGGCUGAAGCUGACGCAGCUGCAGCUGCAGGCUCUGCAGAAGGGCGGGGUGGGCAUCAACAUGGCCAAGUCGUUGCCCUCGGAGCUAAGCGGUCACCAUGGCAGGCUGCCCACCAGUCUGCAGGCCGCCCACACCUCGGCCCUGCUCAAGCCUCUCUCUGACGAGUUAAGCUCCAUGCAGGACACCUGGAUGUGGGGGGGCUGCAGCCACGACCUGCGCUUCGGGGAGCGUUUUUCAAGAGACUGGCUCGAUUCCCGGGGGUCUCCCAGGGACAUCCACGCUCGCAUGAGGAUCCACAACAACCGCGUGGGACGACAGAUAGUGACUGACAACAUGACAAGGAAGUGCAAAUGUCACGGCACGUCAGGGAGCUGUCAGUUCAAGACCUGCUGGUACGUGUCCCCGGAGUUCCGGCUCGUUGGGUCCUUGCUGAGGGCGAAGUUCUCCUCAGCCGUCUUCGUCAACUCCCAGAACAAGAACAACGGCGUUUUCAACCCACGGACAGAAAACGGAGCCGGCAGAAGCGCCGCGAGGCUCCACGGCGGCCGCCGGUGGAACCUGAACAGAGAACUGGUGUAUUUCGAGAAGUCUCCCGACUUCUGCGAGCCCGACGCGGCCGCGGACUCUCCGGGCACGCUGGGGCGUACCUGCAACAAAACCAGCCACAGCACGGACAGCUGCGGCUCGCUGUGCUGCGGCCGUGGGCACAACAUCCUGAAGCAGACGCGCAGCGAGCGCUGCAACUGUCGAUUUCACUGGUGCUGCUACGUGCUCUGCGAGGAGUGCCGUCUCACAGAGUGGGUCAAUGUGUGCAAGUAGAUCCAGCUUUUGUUUUGGCCCUUGUGUAACUCUUCCAGAAAAUCUGUUUACUCACCCCUUCUUUUUUUUCCCUGGUUCCAUCAUCUGGGAUCUAUUUUCUCCUUGUAGCCGCUGUGAUUCUCAUAAUGCCAAGCCAGAGAUUGAAGAGGUGACUCAUGUCGUUUGUCUGUUUAGACGGUACCCUUUCAGACAUGAAAAGGGCCCAUGCCUCAUCUCUUCUGCACAACAAGAGGAGCAGUAAUCUUUCAGCAUCUAAAUUCUUCUUGCUGAACAGUAGCUGUGUCUUUUAUGGUGCAUGUGUAUAUUUGUAAAUGUAUUAUUAUUAAUAUGAAUAUUGUAUCAAGAGUCUUGUUGAUUUUAGUGAAUGGAAGAUUGAGAAUUUUUUUAAAGAUUUCUAUAAGAACUUGUUUAAUAAUCAUCAACUAUCUCACUUGAUCUGUAUAUUUUGCACCUGUGCUUCACAGGUACCUAUUUCAGCACUUGUCUCAAAAUCUUUCUAGAAAAGCGUUUUUCUUCAUAAAAUGAGACAAUAUCUAUUUUUUCAAUAAACAGAACACUUUCUCACUAACAAAA